CUGCCUUUCUCCCUCUUCCUUCCUUCCUUCCUUCCUUUCUCUAGCAAAGGCCGGCCAGGGUCUGACUUAGGCCUGGUUUUUGUUUCUGGAGAAGCGUCUUCUGGCCAGAGCCGGUGGCCAUGGAGAUCGGCACCGAGAUCAGCCGCAAGAUCCGGAAACUUCUUGUAGGAAACUGUAUUAAAAUAUAAACAACCCGCAACCCACACACAUCAUUUCAGGUGUAUCCCAAAUUCAAAGUGCUAUAAAGGGAAAGCUACAGGAAUUAGGAGCAUAUGUUGAUGAAGAGCUUCCUGAUUAUAUCAUGGUCAUGGUGGCCAACAAGAAGAGCCAAGAACAGAUGACAGAGGAUCUUUCCCUCUUUCUAGGAAACAACACUGUGAGAUUUACUGUUUGGCUUCAUGGUGUGCUAGACAAGCUUCGAUCAGUAACUACAGAACCUACGAAUCUGAGAUCUUCUGAAACUAGCACCUUUGAUAGCAGCCUGCCUUCUGGCAAAAGCACAUCCUCCGGGAGUGAAGAGAGAAGUGGGGAAGAGAUCCUGCAACCUCUUACAGUCACAAGUUCUCGGCCAGAAAGGACAGACUCUCGUGUUUCAACCAGCUCCCAGGAACAGAGUGCUGCUGUUACUCGGCAGCUCGGCCAAGAUGGCUCCCCAACCCUCUUGAUGUCAACUGUGAAACCUCUGAGAGAGCUGUCUCCUUUGGAAGCUGUGAUUGACAUUAAGCCAGAGCCAGACGAUCUCAUUGAUGAAGACCUCAAUUUUGUGCAAGAGAAUCGCUUGCCCCGAAAGAAGCCUCUUGUGACAGUGACUUACGGCUCUUCACGCCCAUCUGCUGAGAUUUACCGCCCACCAGCCAGCCGAAACACUGAAGGCAAUGUUCACUUGCAGAGGUUGUCUCAGCAGAGCAACCUACAGACUGCCAGGCAGCUUGAGAUCCAGGGUGGCAGAUCACUGGAAACCAUCCAGCUCUGCGAUCCAGACGUGUUUGGCAGUUUGACGGAGAGUUACAGGCCCCCUUCCAAGGGGAACGCUGAUAAAAUUAGCAGUGAGGAAGAAACUCUGAGGAAGAGAAAACUCCCGGUUGUUAGCUCAGUAGUCAAAGUGAAACGGUUCAGUAAUGAUGGGGAGGAGGAAGAGGAAGAGGAAGACUAUGGGUUACGACUAGGAAGCAUCUCCAGCAGUGUCUCGGUGCCUGCAAAACCUGAGAGAAGGCCUUCACUGCCACCUUCCAAGCAGGCCAAUAAGAACUUAAUAUUGAAAGCUAUCUCUGAAGCUCAGGAAUCAGUCACAAAGACAACUAAUUAUGCUACAGUCCCACCAAAGCAGACAGUUCCUGUGGCUCCCAGAACCCGGAUCUCUCAUGAGGAAGCCCUCUUGGAAGCAAUUCAUGGCCAGGGCCGUGCACCUAGAGUGACCUCCCAGAUGCUAGAAGAAGAGCCAAGGGAACAAGUGUUGGGGAAAAUUCCAGGAACCCAGCAAAGGCAGCUCUUUUCUCGUCUACAGAGUGAACCAGGCUUUGAAGAGACCUUAGAGAAGGCCCAAGAUUAUUAUGACUUGGAAUCCAUGAUCCACACAGAUACCAGAUCAUUUAUCCUGAAAAAACCCAAACUGUCUGAAGAGGUCAUGGUGUCUCAGAACACAGAAGUGGGAAACAGGACCACAGAUGUCUUGCAGGCCAUUUCAGGGCGGCUUAUACAGACACGAGAGCAGCUUGGCCAAGGAGAGAAGCCUGCCAGUCCCAAGUUCAUUGUCACCUUGGAUGGAGUCCCCAGCCCUCCAGGGUACUUGUCAGACCAAGAGGAGGAGGAACAAAGUCUCAUGGAAGGAGUCAGGCCUCUUCCCUCCAGAUCAACAGCCAGCAAGGGAUUAAGAAGUCUUCGUGCACAGCAGAUGCACAUUAUAUCCAGACAGCUGGAGACUGCUGAUGUAGAGAUGGAAGAGGUGGGUGCCCUACACAAAGCAGAAAAAGUACUUGAGCGUUGCAAGUACUGGCCUGCCUGCAAAAAUGGAGAUGAGUGUGCCUUCCAUCAUCCCACACUGCCAUGCAAAGUCUUUCCGAACUGCAAGUUUGCUGAUAAGUGCUUGUUCAUCCAUCCAAACUGUAAAUAUGAUGCCAAGUGCACCAAGCCAGACUGCCCUUAUACUCAUGCCAGUAGGCGGACCCCACUGCCAUCUCCUAAACCAGCACCACCACCAGUACCACAAGCAUCUUCUACCAGCCAGCUUUGCCGAUUUUUUCCUGCUUGCAAGAAAAUGGAAUGCCCUUUCUACCAUCCUAAACAUUGUAGGUUUAACACCCAGUGUACCAGAGUAGACUGCACAUUUUACCAUCCUGCCGUUUCUGUACCACCACGUCAUGCCUUGAAAUGGACUCGAACCCAAACUAGUGAAUAAUUUACACAUUUAUGAUAGAAGAAUACUGACCGAUGGAAUAAGAUGCUGUAAAGGUUUUCACAUAUACCAGGCCUUUGAAUAUAUAUUGUUUCUGAAAUGAAGUUGAUUGGAUACUUGAAAUAUUAUAAUUUUCAAAACUUGUAUAUUUAAUAACUGGUUUUACAUAUUUUUUACUGUAAAAUAAGUCUGUAGGGAAGAAGAUUUGCUUUAACCUUAAAUAAAAAAACAUGUCCAAGCAAGGAUUUAUCCUG
Messenger RNA from Sceloporus undulatus (fence lizard), 2646 nucleotides. RefSeq names its product zinc finger CCCH-type containing 14 (gene ZC3H14). The coding region runs from base 302 to 2395 and encodes 697 amino acids. Gene Ontology annotation, biological process: regulation of mRNA stability. Lineage: Eukaryota; Metazoa; Chordata; Lepidosauria; Squamata; Phrynosomatidae. The record is from RefSeq and is a predicted model, not a curated record. Gene Ontology annotation, molecular function: poly(A) binding; metal ion binding. Gene Ontology annotation, cellular component: nucleus; cytoplasm. The transcript is spliced from 18 exons.